Molecule: messenger RNA, 2471 nt
Organism: Pocillopora meandrina
Lineage: Eukaryota; Metazoa; Cnidaria; Anthozoa; Scleractinia; Pocilloporidae
Source: the annotation of a GenBank genome assembly
AUGAGCAAGGGAUCACGUUCAAGUACUUCUAUGUAUUCGAGGUUCUGGUUGGUAAUUGCAUUUUUGACUUAUCGCAUUCGUACAAAUAAAGUUAGUGGUCAGUGUCACACAGCGGAAUACUCUGUGAGAGGAAUGUACCUCCGUGGUCACACGUUUAAAAACGUCCAAGUGGAAUUACAUGAGACGUGCUACUUCAAGUGCACGGAAGAAGUCACAUGUCAGAGCUACAACUUCGUCAUUGGUCUUAACAUAUGUGAGCUAAACAAUCGUACAAAGGAAGCAAGACCAGAAGAUUUUUUGCCAGAUGAGAUGAGAUACUAUAUGAAGCGUCUUACUAACAGAGGUUGUUAUCAUGUUGAUAGAGAAGUCUUAGACAUAAGUUCAAAAAAAAUUUUUUACCUCUCUUGAGCUUCUGAUUUCUCCACUAACUGAGCUAUAGAAAGCUUAUUGGAGACUUGAGGCUAUACACCACAUUAGUUCGAAAGUAUGGGUCUAACUAGGGUAAUUUAGUAUUAUCAACUAAGUUGAUAACGUAAAUUGGCCACCGUUUCGAGUUUUAAAGCUGACGUUUCGAUCGUUAGUCUUUCGCUGAAUGUUAUAUUCUCCCACCGACGCAGCACCACAGUUUCUUUAGAAAAUAACCCCCUUUAUUCUUAUGCCUCUUACUAUCGAGUUUGAGGUCCGUUCUGUAAGUUACGGACCGGGUUUUUCCUGCUCGGAUUUAUGGCCCAAGCUCAACAUACGUAAGAUAUAAAUACGAGCAGAAAAAAAACCUAGUUCUAUAACUUAUAAUAGAAACCGAGAAAUAAGGUUAGACAUUUCUUAUAUCUGUAGGAUCAAAUGGAGAGAGAAGAUUUCAAUUCAAAAAAAAUUCCAAUAAUCUAUUUUUACGCAUUGCAACCUAUUCUCUUGUGAUCAGUUACGUCUGAGACUGAAGCUAGAGGGUUCAACCGAAAUUUAGAAAAGGGACUUCGCUAAACGAUGGUUCAAACGACGAGGGUCAGUCGCUAAUUGGUCAGUUCGGGAAGUUUACCAGCAAUCUUUCAUCUACUUGCGAGCGGAUGUGUCGCACAUUAUUCAUAGACCAUUAGAGAUGCACAGAACUUCUUCCUCGAGAAGAUGACAAGUGCAAAGCCUUCUAGAUGGAAACUAUCUUUCCGAAUUUGCAAAUGAAUGAAUCCCUUCCUCGCAUGAAAAGUUUUUUACUUAGCCUAAUUUUGAUAGUCAGGAGGUUUGUAACCCAUUCUAUUGCUAUCGUAUAGUACCCCUGGGAUCUAUCGCCGAGCUUCCAGCUGAAUCGUGCACAGAGGUUAGAGCAAGUGAAGGUAAUGAUGUGGAAAAUAAGAAACACUGGAUAUACUCUGAUGAGAAAAGUUUACCAAUAGAGGCUCUUUGUGAAGGUAAUCAUAUAUUAUAGUCAGUAACCACAGAAAGGUCUGAUCCUAAAGAAAUUCUAUCACAAAGCUGACGACACGUCAUUAGAUUUUGGAACUGGAAACCUAUUGGUCCACUAAUUUAAAAACAGCAAUUUAGUCAGUUUGUCACCUUAUCAGUCGACCUGUCUGUACGUUUAAAGGUCCAUCGAUUGAGAACCUAAGUGUUAUAGGGGUAUGUAAUUUGUCUAUAAGUUCUAACAAGUAAUUCGAUGCAACUAAUCGCAAAUAAUAGUAAAUUUUUAUAGACUGUCCUAAAGAGUGCUGCAUCGAAUAUACACCAUUGCCCGUCCGAUUGGUGUGGAAUGUUCCAGUACUGGACUAUAAUGGACUCACGGUAACUUUAUUCAGCAAACAUCCAAGCUAUAUCCAAAACUUAUGUCUACAUUCAAACUGUUUAUGAGUACAAAAUUAAUUAUUGAAAAAAAUAGUAACACCCACUAUUAGUAGCCACGUGUUCAUUUCCAGGAGGAGUAGGUCCUUACCUGAUGAAGACCUCAGAAACGUUGAUUGUUUGAAUUUAAAGUUCUUAGUUUUAUCAAUUCCACUAUAGGUAGCUGGCAGAAGGUAAAUGGUGAAUAUUCUGUCUGCUUUGGAGCGAAAGAUAAUCAGUAUGGUUCCGUGACAAUCCCCAAAAGUGGACGUCUCCGAGCCAUGAAGCUCAUCCACAAAUCAGGAUCGGUAUGCUGCAAUCGCGUAACUGGCUCAUCGUUCUGGGGUUGCACUUACAGUGCAUAUAAUGGAAAACUGUCGACAAUUAUAACAGAUGCUGAUAAAAACGCCGUCCUACCUCCUGAUGAAGACCUAGAAGGCUUUAAUGUCUCACAAUCUCACGGAUGUGGCACCGAAAAACACUUUUACAGUCUCGAUGGGACCAGCCACAAUUCUACUGUACUGGUUUUUCGCAACCUUUCGAAUCCGUUGUCUGUGUCACGCGAUCAAGAGUUGCAGAUAUGGUACGGGCAAGAUCUGAAAGACUGUUCGGAACGUGGGAACAGUGGUAAAACUUGUGUUGAUGUGUUUGCAUGGUACGAGUAA